Messenger RNA from Clonostachys rhizophaga, 954 nucleotides. NCBI's taxonomy places the organism in Eukaryota, Fungi, Ascomycota, Sordariomycetes, Hypocreales, Bionectriaceae. The record is from the annotation of a GenBank genome assembly.
AUGGCCUCCCCUCCCAACCCCAGCUCGCCUGCUGCCAUGUCUCCUCCAGGUCCUUCAGCACCGCAGAUUUCUGUCAAAAAGCGCAGUUCCACAUUCGACAUCAACGGCCCCAAUAAACGCCGCAAGGCCUCUAGCACGUCCAACAACCUGAUCCAUCCCCUACGUCAAACGUCCUUUCCGCCCGAAGCACGAUCUCCGUUCCUGCGAUCGCCUUCAGUAGAUUCUGCUUCUCAUGUCAGUGGCAGCCAAGUGAGCGGGGUCACAGCAAGCGGUGCGCCGAAAAAGAAACGAGGGCGCAAAGCCAAGAACGCAAAGGGUGGAGGUGAGUCGGCCACACCCAGCUUGGUGGGUGGGAAGGCGGCGACUUCCGUGAGCGGGCAUGGCGGCGAGGACAAGGAUGCAGAGGAGGAGGAUGAAGAUGACGACAAGGCUGAGAUGGCCCUGGAGGAUGUUGGCGCGCGAACUCAGGAGCAGAAGCAGGAAGAGAUCAGGCUGAGGGCUAUGCUGGUGGAGGCAUUUGACCCCGAGCAGUAUAGUCGGUACGAGCACUGGCGUGCCAUGAAGCUCACGGAAUCCGUUGUUAAGCGGGUUGUCAACGCUACGGUAUCCCAAUCAGUACCGGGAAUGGUUACCACUGCGGUCAAAGCGGUGACGAAAUUGUUUUCCGGAGACAUUAUCGAGUUGGCCCGACAGGUGCAGGGCGAGUAUAUUCGUGCUGGCGAGAGCCAGUCCGAUCUGCCGACCCCACCACGCUCAGGCGCUGAAGGGGACGCAGAGGAGGAUAUCGAACUACACAGAGGGCCCCUUCGUCCAGAGCAUCUACGCGAAGCUUGGAGGCGGUACAGGCUUGCUGGGGAGAGCCGUGGCGUCGGAAUGCAGCAGCUUUGGCAUCACCAGAAGCAAGACGGAGUGGAGCGGUUUUCAACGAGGACGGGAAAGAGGAUGUUCAAGUAG